GAUGUGUGUUGAUGUGCUUCCAGCUGUUUGUGUGGAUUCAUGAUGUCUGAACCUAUAGUCUGGUCUGCAGUGGAGGAUCCUCCCUACAGCCUGUGAGAUCAUCACACUUUUAAUUAGACCGGAUCCGCCAAUUAACAGGAAGUCAGCCGGUCCCUCUCAGCCUUUUAAAAGCAGCCGAGUCCAACCUCCAGCAGGACUCUGACAGAGGCUCACACAAGAUUUACUGAAGGAUGUCUUCUACUGUACUUUGUGCUGUUACUCUGCUGGCAUGUGCUUUGACAUUUGGCGCAGCUCAGACAAGCUGUAAAGGUCGCUGUGGUGCUGAGUACUACAGGGGUAACAUGUGCCAGUGUGAUUAUGGCUGCCUGGAGUAUGGAGAGUGCUGCAGAGACUAUGAAUCCCAGUGCACCACAAAAAACUCCUGUAAAGGACGGUGUGGCGAAAGCUUCAAAAGAGGCCGUCUGUGUAGCUGCGACUCUGACUGUAUUAAUUUCAAACAGUGUUGUUCUGAUCGUAAUCUGCACUGUGAUGCAGACGAGCCGACUUUGAAUGAUGCAAGUGAUCCUUCUACAUUCAGUGAGGGAAACCAUGCAGAUGACAAUUAUAUUCCACUGGUCAGUCCAACAUCAAAUCCACAAGAUGAUCUCGGUGAUGAUAUGUACAACCAGAUGUUUCCCACUGAUCAGUUUUCCAACAAUGGAGUUGAGGACCCGGAGGCAGGUCCAGUCCCACAGAGCACCAGCGGCUAUGAGUUGUCCACAGCUGACGUGUUGGAUCAAAUAUCUACUGAACCCACCCAGGAUCCAGAUCCUCUGCCGCUCAGCACAGAAGCAUUUACCGCCUCCACUGAAACACAGACCACUCUCCCAGAUACUGAAAAAGAGGCCGAUUUCAACCCCUCCACCCUUAACCCCACUGAGAGCACGGAUGCCAGUGAUGCAUCCACUGCUGGAACCACAACAGCAGCAGCGGUUUCCAGUCAGCCUCCUCCAACCACAGCGCCCCAAUCUGACUCUUCUCCUACAGCCGACACCCAAGAGCUCCAGACAGAGGUACAAACUGAGGAUGACAUUAUUCUAGGAGAAACAACUGUAGCCUACCCAGAGGACCCAGAAGUUACAACCCUAUCCACUGCCUCCUACACUCCUGUGGCUUCAGGAUCCACAGGACCCCCUCAGAGCUCCACCACAGUCCUGGAAGACUCUCAGGGCACCACCAUCUCUUCAGUAGCAUUGGACCUGACACCCAUCACUGAGGCAACCCCCUCAAACCUUGGACCAGAUGAUGCUGAGAGCACAGACAGUGUCCCAACAGACCCCACGUCUUCUCUGACAGACCCUGACUCCACCAGUGUUUCUCCAGAAGAGCCUGGGGACCUGCCAGAGCUUUAUACCCUGACCACCCAAACACCCUUGUUUACAGAAUCAGUGCAGGAUGACACAACAAAUGAAGAUGCAGCUGGAGUAACCACUGCUGAUCCGCUUGAUGUUACCCCAGACCCUACUGCCGAUCAGCUUGAUAUCACCCCAGACCCCACCAAAAACACUCCACUUGAAGCCACCCCGAAACCCCAAGACAAACCAGCUCCAAACAAGCCAUCACAAACUAAACCACCGUCACCUAAACCCAGCUCCAAUUCUGAGACUAAGCCUCUGAUCCCCACGCAAACCCUCACCAUAGACAAUCCUAAAGACUACCAAGCAGAUGACAGCAACGAUACAAAUCUGUGCAGCGGACGUCCGGUCGGCGCAGUCACUACACUGAGGAACGGCACCAUGGUCGUUUUCAGAGGACACUACUUCUGGCUUGUUGACAGAUACAUGGUGCCUAGUCCGGCUCAGAGUAUCACACAGGUGUGGGGGGUCCCUUCCCCCAUCGACACUGCGUUCACCCGCUGCAACUGCCAGGGCAAAACAUACAUUUUUAAGGGACCCCGGUACUGGCGAUUUGAAAAUGGUUUGUUGGACCCUAACUAUCCAAAGGUUGUUCAAGUGGGCUUUGAUGGGCUCCGUGGCCAAAUCACAGCAGCUCUGUCUGUCCCUCAGUACCAGAGCAGGAGAGAGUCUGUUUACUUCUUCAAAAGAGGGGGAACUGUGCAGAAAUAUUCCUACCAGUUUGGCGCCAAUCCAACAUGUGGCAGGAAAGUCCACAAUGCUGUUUACACAGUCCGCAGCAGAGUGGUUAGACGAGCAGUGUCUCUUUUAGGGCCUUCCAUCAACAUCCGGACAUCAUGGAGAGGUUUCCCUUCGACCAUCACAGCUGCUGUGUCCGUCCCCAGCCGCACAGAACAGGAGGGAUACAAAUACCACGUCUUCUCCAGAUCCACGUCCUACAACGUGAGGAUGGGCGGGGAACGUCCCGUUGUUCCUGCGCCGACAGCCAACGAGUCACCUCAGAGCAGAGAUUUCUUCAAAUGCCAAAAGAAAGUCUGAUGAAAGAUUUUGUUUACCUAUAGUUUUAUUACAUUCUUCAUAAAACACACCGCUCCAGCAUGGACUGGUUACAAAAAGGUACUUUAAAGUACAUUCAAAAACAAAACUAAAAACAACAGGCUUCAGAACAAAUAAACACCAUCAAAGCUGAAUACAGAAUCUGAGCACGCCGAUUAGAAAAUGUGUAAUGUGUUUCUAAAAGAGAAUGAGAACUACUGCAGUCACGUCCGUCGCCAAGUCCUCUGAUUAGUGCUUCAUCUCGCAAAUCGUCUUCCGUGUAAACCCCGAGAAGGAAAUCCCUGACCUGUAAGGAUAAAAUAUUUUGUUAAAAUUAAGCCUGCUAUACUGAUGUAAAGAUUAUGUACAGUGGCUGUAUAAAACGUGUAUAACAUGUAAUGUUUCAUCUGUUAUUCUCAUUAACAUGCAUUUUAAACACACAAACAUGAAUUAAAUGCCAUGAAUGAAA
Molecule: messenger RNA, 2898 nt
Organism: Gymnodraco acuticeps
Lineage: Eukaryota; Metazoa; Chordata; Actinopteri; Perciformes; Bathydraconidae
Gene: prg4b
Product: proteoglycan 4b
Exons: 14
Coding region: 231-2432 (733 amino acids)
Source: RefSeq, a predicted model, not a curated record